UGCGCACUGUUUACAAUCUGCAUUGGCAAAUUUUUCCCUGAUUUGAGUCUAAAGUAUCCUAAUCGGACCAUUGAUCUCUUCAUUCAAUCAGCACAAGCUCCGUAUGUUUCUAUCGAUGAAAAAGGCAUUCAGAUUUAUGCAGAUUCCACGAUUGAUCUUUAUUUGUCGCCAUGGAAGCAGCAAACAGGCAGGCUGGCUCGACUUGGUGGAGUUUUUUUUUUUUACGUUGAUGAAUUACCCGUGCACAGUGGACGAUCCGGCUACUUUUUCUUACCGUUCCUAGAAUUUUUGGAGAAAAUUAUGGCAGAAUCUGUGAAAAUCAUCGGAGAAGCAGCACUAAAAGUUGGUAUCCCGAUGCCAUUGCUUGAUAACGUAACU
This is a messenger RNA of Gongylonema pulchrum, 378 nucleotides long. Lineage: Eukaryota; Metazoa; Nematoda; Chromadorea; Rhabditida; Gongylonematidae. The record is from the annotation of a GenBank genome assembly.